Syngnathus typhle (broad-nosed pipefish) is the source of this 1829-nucleotide messenger RNA. RefSeq names its product tRNA methyltransferase 6 non-catalytic subunit (gene trmt6). The record is from RefSeq and is a predicted model, not a curated record. The coding region runs from base 166 to 1554 and encodes 462 amino acids. NCBI's taxonomy places the organism in Eukaryota, Metazoa, Chordata, Actinopteri, Syngnathiformes, Syngnathidae. The transcript has 12 exons. Gene Ontology annotation, cellular component: tRNA (m1A) methyltransferase complex; nucleus. Gene Ontology annotation, biological process: tRNA methylation.
ACGCGGAAGUGAAAUUCAUUCCGCUCCCGACCGAUCAUCUUGAGACGGAAAGUGAAAGAUAACACGUGGUUGUAGGAGUUUAACGCACCUCACAUGAAUAACUGUGACUUGUGAUUAUCCAACGGCCCUCUAUAUUGAACUAUUUAUCGUCUUAUUUGAUCCAUAAUGGCGAAUGGUGGAGACGACGACUCCCAGUAUAAAAUCAACGAGGGCGACUACGUUAUGCUAAAACGUGGGGAGAUCUACAAAGCUGUGCAAAUACAAUCGAAAAGGAAGGUAAUGUUUGAGAAGCAGUGGCUCUUCCUGGACAACGCUGUGGGACAUCUGUACAGCACCACUUUUGAAAUUGUACCCGGUGGACAGGUGCAGCCCGUGAAACCACAAGAUGCACCGAGUGCUGCUUCUGACGCAAAGCAGGCGGGCACGGACAACCGGAACAUCGUGGAUGACGGCAAGUCGCAGAAGCUGACACGGGACGACAUUGAGACACUCAAAGAGCAGGGCUUGAAGGGUCAGGAAAUCAUCCAGCAGCUCAUAGACAACAGCUCCACCUUCAGGGAUAAGACGGAAUAUGCUCAGGACAAGUACAUCAAGAAGAAAAAGAAGAAGUACGAGAACAAGCUAAGCAUUCUCAAACCGACCUGCCGCAUCAUGGCGCUCAUGUACCAUGGACGAGAGCCAGGAAAAAUCUGUCACUUGCGAUACGACACAUUGGCGCAGAUGCUGACCUUGGCCAACAUCCACGCCGGCAGCAAAGUGUUGGUGUUUGAAACGUGUGCUGGCCUCGUGCUGGGGGCUGUCAUGGAAAGAAUGGGAGGCUACGGAUCCGUGAUCCAAAUGUACCCGGGGGGUGGACCGGUCCGAGCGGGAGUGGAGAACUUUGGCUUCCCCUCUCACUUCCACGACACGCUGCAUGACUUUCCCAUCUGCCACGUCAAUGCUUUGCUAGCAGGCACGCUGGACACAAGCUUCAAGGACCCCAGUGCUGAGGCAUCUAAUUCCAACGUGGCCAUGGAAGAGGAGCCCAAGAUGGAGCAGAGCAAGCCCCCGGAGGACCCAGCAAACAUGGACACGAACGCUGGCGAAGAACAACGCACAGAUGCCGAACGCGAAAGCGGCAGGGAUGCAAAGGCCCAACUCAAGAGGGUGAAACAGGAGGAGAGGCGUAAGAAGCUCGCGGCGGCAGUGGCGCAGUUAGAAGGCAUGAAUGCAGAUGGAUUGGUCAUCGCCUCUCGCUUCCACCCGUGUCCCGUCCUGAUGGGCCUGAUCAGGUUCUUGUCGCCCUCCAGGCCGUUUGUGGUCUACUCGCAGUAUAAGGAGCCGCUCAUUGAGUGCUUCACUAAACUGAAGGAGCGAGGCGGUACGGUCAACCUCCGUCUUACUGACACCUGGCUGCGACAUUAUCAGGUGCUGCCCAAUAGGACGCAUCCCAAGCUGCUGAUGAGCGGCGGUGGCGGUUACCUGCUCUCGGGCAUCACCGUGGAGACAGAGCGGUCGGGUCGGAGUAACUCGGAGGAGCCGGUGCCAAAAAAACAGAAACUGACAGAAAGCUGAAAGGGCUUAUUAGCCCUCCCUUCAACCCAAAUUUUGUUUCAGGGCACAUCAGCAACAGAGCUGGCGGGAAUGUCCGUUUGGAUGCAUCACUAUCCCAUCUAGGCAGUUAUGCAAGGAAAGGCCUCAAAACAGAUGCAGACUAGUUUCCUUGACUGGCAUUUUGGUCAGCAAUUCUUUUUUUUAUAUACGUGUACCUUGAAAAUUGUAUUUUUUUUGUUGCGACCCAGUUAAAUGACUGAACCUUGACAGAAUUAAAUCAUUCUGACACAGAAUAA